AUGGCCAGUCGAUGCCCGACACCGUUCGCAUUUCCCUUCACACCGCUGGGUCUUAGCUUGUUCGACAUCGAUCCGUCCAGAAUCCUGAGCAUACUACACCACCAGACCUGGUUGGCCGAGGAGGCAUUGCGGACACGCGGCCUGUUAACGGCACCGAAGGACUUCACCCACCGUUUUACCACCCUAAGCGAUCUGCUGACCAAGGAUUAUCAGCACAGCAAUACGAGUCCGCAUAGCGCCAGCACCGCUGCCGGCGCCAAUGCAACCAAUGCCUAUGCUGAGCUCUCGGCCAGCGGCAAGCCCACUCAGCGUUCCAGCAACGCACAGCAACAGCACACCUCGACCGCCCCACUUUCGGGCAACGCCGAACCCUCGGAGUCGGAGACAAACAGCAAGCGUCCACCCACAGCUCCCAUGGACAGCAGCAGCGACGAUGUUACCAUUGUGGAGCUACCCAGCGACCGGGUGGUGACCCCCAAUAGCAGCGCCCUACUCUACAAGGAGUCCUUGGAGCACAGCACGCCCAGCAGCAGCGUCAUUGUCGAUGCCACCGGACUGCGUCAGUAUACGCAGCUACUCCUGUCCAGCGCCAACAAUACACCCAUCAGCUGCACCGACACUUCGUCGAGCUUCAAGGAGAAGAGCUCCUCAUCGUCUACCUCAUCGACGCCGCCGCCGACUACGGCGCUGUUGGCGCAACAUCAACAGCUGAGUCAAAUGCUGAAGAGUCCCUCGGACACAUCUUCGCUCUUCAGCGAGCCCAUCGAGGAGGAGACCCGAUGCGUGGUCUGCAAUGCUCACUUCCCCAAUGUGUGGUUGCUGGAGCAGCACGCGGCCUUGCAGCAUCCGCAUAUCGGGCCCGGCGAAGAGAAGCCCUUCAUAUGCGAGCAGUGCGGUCAGUCCUAUCGCUAUCGCUCGGCCUAUGCCAAGCACAAGGAGCAGAACCAUCGGGCACGACUUCCAGCUGACAAGCUCUUCACCUGCGAUGUCUGCGGCAUGCAAUUCCGCUACUUGAAGAGCUUUAAGAAGCAUCGUCUAAAUCACGCCCUGGAGCGUCUGCACGGCAAGAAGAGUGUGGGUGUGGGUGUGGGCGUCGGCGUCGGCGUAGGUGCCAGUCGCCUCAGCACCGCACAGCUGGAACAGGACGUUGUGACCAGCUCCCAGGAGCCGAUGCUGGCCGACGAGGGCGAAGAUUUGCGCAUCAACGUAAAGCGUGAAGGCGGCAGCGGCGAAGAGGGCAGCACCUCAACAAGCGGUGGCGCAGGCAGCGCCAUUGGCACGGGAACUGGUGGAGGUGCAGGUGCCGGCGAGGAACACGAACAAGACAGCACAAUCGAUUCGGCCGGCAUUACAAUGCUCUACAACGAUAACAACUCAUCGGCCUCGGCCUCCACGAGCGCCACGGAGCCGAACAUAAGCAGCUCGGAUGUCAUACAUAGUACAAAUAAGCGGUUUCUGGGCCUAAAUCCCCAGGAGGCAUCCAUACUUAACUUUCUGCGCGUGGAUGCGGCUGAGCGACAGCGCGAUAAGCGGCCGGCCACCUCACGCUUCGCCUGCCCCUUCUGUGGCAAGUGUGUGCGCUCCAAGGAGAAUCUGAAGCUGCACGUCCGCAAGCACACCGGCGAACGUCCGUUUGUCUGCCUGUUCUGCGGACGCGCCUUUGGCGGCAAGUCCGAUCUCACCCGCCACCUCCGCAUCCAUACGGGUGAGCGGCCCUACCACUGCGAGUCGUGCGGCAAAUGCUUCGCACGCGCCGACUACCUCUCCAAGCAUUUGACCACCCACAUUCACAAUGCGCCACGCUGA
Scaptodrosophila lebanonensis is the source of this 1806-nucleotide messenger RNA. RefSeq names its product oocyte zinc finger protein XlCOF6-like. Gene Ontology annotation, biological process: regulation of transcription by RNA polymerase II. Bases 1 to 1806 code for a protein of 601 amino acids. Gene Ontology annotation, molecular function: RNA polymerase II cis-regulatory region sequence-specific DNA binding; DNA-binding transcription activator activity, RNA polymerase II-specific. Lineage: Eukaryota; Metazoa; Arthropoda; Insecta; Diptera; Drosophilidae. The transcript has 6 exons. The record is from RefSeq and is a predicted model, not a curated record. Gene Ontology annotation, cellular component: nucleus.